Messenger RNA from Camelina sativa (false flax), 1983 nucleotides. NCBI's taxonomy places the organism in Eukaryota, Viridiplantae, Streptophyta, Magnoliopsida, Brassicales, Brassicaceae. The record is from RefSeq and is a predicted model, not a curated record.
AUGGCGGAACCGAGUGAAUCGGAGCCGAUCGAGUCGGCAAACUUCCAGGAUAACUCCACGGAGAACCUUAUGCAAUUCUUACACGGCGGAUACCACCGGUUGGUUCAAUCGAAGGUGGCACACGAAGAUAAGAUCCAAUCGCUGGAUGCGACGUUACAAUCAGUACUCAGUGCCUUAGCGCGAGUUGAAAUUCAGCUGGGGAAACGACCAGAGCAACCAGAAUCGUCGAGUCCACCACCGCAGGUACUGUAUAAUCCUGAUCCUUAUCCGCGUGUUUCUGAUGAUCGGAAUCUACCACUGGAGAAUGAUCGGAAUCUACCACUGGAGAAUAGAGCUAGCCUAUUGCGGAAGAUAGAUAUGCCAGUUUUUGAUGGAUCUCAAGUGUACGAGUGGUUAUCUAAGGUGGAGAGAUUCUUUCGCGUAUGUCGUUACUCUGAUUUUGAUAAACUUGAUAUGGUAGCAUUAAGCCUUGAAGGAGAUGUUCUGAAAUGGUUGUUUGCGAUUAAACAAACUGGAACAGUGGCUGCUUAUGUCCCGGAAUUUGAAGAUUUAUCUGCUCAAGUCUCGGGUUUGGAUGACUCCCACUUGGAGAAGAUUUUUUACAAUGGCUUGAAGCAGGAAAUGAAAGAAGUGAUUAAGAUGAAGGAACCUAAAGGCAUUGAUUUUCAAAAGGCUGCUGUGCUAAGAAUGGAAUCAAGCUCUUUUUGUCAAUUGCUCAGUGAGAAGGAGAACAAGCCUGUAACACAAACUAAACAGUUUGUUUCACGACCUCCAGUUGCCCUUCCAGCUACUAAACCUUUGUUAUUGUCUGGUGGUACGGGUCAAGGAGUACAAAAUGUGGCGACUGUGAAACAAACAGCUCCACCACGACAGCGAAAUACAUCAGAAGAAUUGGAUGCGAUGAGAAGCAAAGGCAUUUGUUUUAAAUGCAAAGGUAGAUACUCUCGCGGGCACAUAUGUCCCUUGAAAAAGUUGCAAAUCUUGACUGUCGUGGAUGGUUUAGAACUGGAAGUGAUGGUUGAGGGGAUACAGAUCGAUGAACUAGAGGAGAUAGUUCAGACUCCAGAAGUGAGAUGCUUAUCUCUUAACUCUUUUCUCGGUCUCCAUUCUCCAAGGACAACAAAAAUGGUAGGCCUUAUUGGCAAGUGUAGAGUGGUAGUACUAUUGGAUUCUGGAGCUUCACACAAUUUUAUUACACCAUCAGUGGUUAAUAAUGUUAAACUUAAAACUCAUGCGGCUGGAAGCUUGGAAGUGUUAUUAGGAAAUGGUGCGUUUGUGCACGGUUCUAGUGUUUGUAAGAGAGUUCAGUUCCAACUAGGUGGUGAAGAAUUUGAGAGUGAAUUUAUUUCGCUUGAAGUGGGUGGAGUAGAUAUCAUACUUGGAGUACAGUGGCUAGAAACUUUGGGGAGAUGUGAAGUGGAUUGGAAAUUGCAGGAAUGGACUUUCACAUAUAAAGGCAAGAGAGUCACUCUUUGGGGAGAUCCUUCCUUACACGGUCCCUCCAUAUCUAUGAAGACUUUGGAAGCUCCAGUCCAACGUUGUUUGUUACAGGACGGUACAACUGAGCUAAAUUCUGCUCAACUUUCUCAGUCUAGUUUGGUGGUCGAUCCAUUUAUUGCCAAGCUUCUCGAGAAGUUCACGGCUGUUUUUGCUGUACCUGUUGGGUUACCACCAUUUCGGGGUCAGGAGCAUGGCAUUACUCUCAAGCCUGGCGUUCAAUCUAUCACAGUUCGUCCGUACAGGUAUCCACAUGCCACAAAAGAGGUGAUGGAGCGUAUGGUAGGCGAAAUGCUAACAUCAGGUAUCAUCCGAGUUAGUAAUAGCCCAUUCUCGAGUCCGGUUCUUCUGGUCAAGAAAAAGGACUCUUCCUGGAGAUUUUCUGUUGAUUACAGGGCCUUAAAUGGAGCAACAGUCCCAGAUAAGUUUCCCAUUCCGGUUAUCGACCAGCUACUAGAUGAGUUACAUGGUGCUGUUAUUUUUUGA